AAUUUGUGAAUUUGUGCAGUACUUAGUUUGGGCCAACCCCCGUGAGUGAGCGAUUUCCGGCUACUUCCGUAUGCUCAUGUGAUUCUUUUUUUGCAGGACUGGAGGUGGUGUGGUGGAAUGGCAAGUGACAAAUACCAGAUAGUGGUGCAAGGAGAGGCUUCAGAGACCGACUCAGAUGACGAGGUAUACAUCACCUCCCUCUCUCCACAUUCAACUGCCGGAGGGCAAAAGGUACCAGGGGAAGCGUCUGAGACUGACAGCGAGGGGGAGGUUGAGAAAGCACGGAAAUGUGUCAUUGCUGCAAGCUCUGAAAACCCACAAAUAUUACGCAAGGACUUAACUCCUCUGCUUGUGAUCAGAGAUAACCCUGACAUUCAGUCCGUGGUAGAGGAGAGGGUUCUUUCUAAGCCUGAAUAUAGUGGGCUCUACUACAACACUUUACUCCAGCAGAAAUUACAGGAGAGCAAUGCACGUCUGUGCACGGAUGUGUCCCAGACCAUCAAACAGGUGUAUGGUAAUGCCACAAAGGAGAUCCGCAUGGCCACGACCCACCUGAACAGCUCCCAGAACGGCAUCAUCAACGCCUCCCACAGCAUCCGACUCAUUCUGGAGGACCUCAAGUCCGUCUCAGAGAAAAUGGACAUUAUCACCAGCUGUUAUCUGCUCCCCGAUAUUACCAUCCCCUCCUCUCCCACUACCCCUAUUCCUGGACAAUGAUGUUCCUUAUGAUGUUCCUCGUUCAAUGUUUUCAUAUGUCUUAUGUAGGCUAAACGACGGGUUGGAGUAUCGUUAUUUGUAAAAGGCACUUGCAGUAGGUGAAUAAAUGAUGCAUGCCGUUAUGCUAUUGCUGCUCUAUGUUAUUCUGAUAACAUUCAGAUGGCUUAUUCAUUGUAGUUUGUCAUCGCAAAGGAUGCUUAUUGAUCUUGGUCAUACAGGAAAGUAUUUAGCUGUUCACGUUCACAACCAGUUAACACGUCUUGUUAAGCACUGUAUUUUCCGAAGCGCCAAACCCUGUCGUAGACCUAGUGCACGGCCCACUUGUGGUGUAAGCAAAACACCGCAAGUGGUGCGACUGCUGUGGUCAUUUUUGUCUAGGCCUAGAAAUUGAAGCUACAGUCCUAAUUUAUUAACCAAAUUAAUCCUAGGACAUUCAUUGUGCAUUGCUGUAUUCACAAGUCAGUCAUUGAACUGCAAUAGGCUUUUACUUCAGGGAACAUUGAAGGAACAGUUUCAAAACUUUAAGAUACAUUCCAUCCCUAUACAGUGUAAUCUUCCCAAAGAUAUAAAAAGUGUUAUAAAAUUAAAGGUCAUUUUGAAUCCA
Messenger RNA from Salvelinus fontinalis (brook trout), 1321 nucleotides. Its product is annotated as biogenesis of lysosome-related organelles complex 1 subunit 3-like. Lineage: Eukaryota; Metazoa; Chordata; Actinopteri; Salmoniformes; Salmonidae. Gene Ontology annotation, cellular component: BLOC-1 complex. The transcript has 2 exons. Bases 118 to 717 code for a protein of 199 amino acids. The record is from RefSeq and is a predicted model, not a curated record.